Molecule: messenger RNA, 3153 nt
Organism: Amborella trichopoda
Lineage: Eukaryota; Viridiplantae; Streptophyta; Magnoliopsida; Amborellales; Amborellaceae
Gene: SEC10
Product: exocyst complex component sec10
Biological process (GO): Golgi to plasma membrane transport; exocytosis
Cellular component (GO): exocyst; cytoplasm
Source: RefSeq, a predicted model, not a curated record
GAAGCCCCCAGAAAAAAUCUCUUCUUUUUAACAAAGAUCCACUGGCAUCUCGGGUCAGUCUGUUUGGGUCCAAGCUCCAUACGCCUCGACUCUCCCGCCGUCCCGGCUGCCGGCCUUCAACUGUCGGAAAACGUUCCACGCUGGCCGUUUUCUUCUCUCCACGUUCUCUGAAGCGGCUUAGUUUUUCAAGAUUUUGAAAUUCCGGCCAUUAGGUACCGGAAUCUGAACCCCAGCGCGCCUUUCUCGCCCCUUCUUCUUUGAUGCUCUCAGAUCAGCUCAGAUGAAAGAGAAUAGACGAAAUUAAGUCUCGCAAAGCAGGGUGGAACAUGUCCUCAUUGAAGGCGUCAUCCCUUCCUCUUCUUCUUGAUAUAGAAGAUUUUAAGGGAGAAUUUUCAUUUGAUGCAUUAUUUGGGAAUUUAGUGAAUGAAAUUUUACCGUCUUCUCACGAUGAGGAGAAAGACUCAUCAGAUGGACAGGAUUUGAUGCCCAAUGGGCAUCUCCGAGUUUCUUCCGAAACAACAAAACCAACACAAGGACCCCCUGCUCCUUUGUUUCCGGAAGCUGAUGCUCUCCUGGAUUUGUUUAAAGACUCAUGUAGAGAGUUGGCUGACCUUCGCCAUCAGAUUGAUGCAAGGCUGAGCGAUUUGAAGAGGGAAGUUUCUCUUCAAGAUGCCAAGCACCGCAAGACACUGUCUGAGCUGGAAAGAGGUGUGGAUGGUCUAUUUGACAGCUUUGCUAGGUUGGAUUCCCGUAUUUCUAGUGUGGGACAAACGGCUGCUAAAAUUGGAGAUCAUCUGCAGAGUGCAGAUUCUCAGAGGGAAACUGCCAACCAAACGAUAGAGCUCAUUAAGUACCUAAUGGAGUUCAACAGCAGUCCGGGUGAUCUAAUGGAACUUUCACCGCUGUUUUCUGAUGAUAGUCGUGUUGCUGAGGCUGCUUCAAUUGCACAAAAACUGCGGUCAUUUGCUGAGGAGGAUAUUGGGAGACAUGGUAUUGCGGGGGGAUCAGUUAUGGGUACUUCUAAUGCAAGUAGAGGGCUAGAAGUUGCAGUUUCAAAUCUCCAGGACUACUGUAAUGAACUGGAAAAUAGGCUGCUGUCUCGGUUUGAUGCUGCAUCACAGAGGCGAGAACUAUCAACAAUGGCAGAAUGUGCUAACAUUUUGUCUCAGUUUAAUAGAGGAACAAGUGCCAUGCAGCGCUAUGUGGCUUCUCGAUCAAUGUUCAUUGAUGUAGAGGUAAUGAAUGCGGAUGCAAGGAUGGUUCUUGGGGAUCAAGGUUUGCAAGCAGGUCCUACAAAUGUUGCCCGUGGUCUCUCAGCAGUAUACAAAGAAAUUACGGAAACUGUGCGUAAAGAAGCCGCCAUAAUAAUGGCUGUCUUUCCGUCUCCUGAUGAAGUCAUGGCAAUUCUGGUGCAGCGAGUUUUAGAGCAAAGGGUGACAGCCAUUUUAGACAAGUUAUUGCUGAAGCCAUCUCUGGUAAACUUACCUCCUGUUGAAGACGGUGGACUAUUGCUGUAUCUUAGAAUCCUAGCUGUUGCCUAUGAGAAGACUCGGGAGCUCGCUAAAGAGUUACAAUCUGUUGGAUGUGGUGAUUUGGAUGUUGAAGGUCUCACAGAAUCUCUAUUUCUUACUCACAAAGACGAGUAUCCUGAAUAUGAGCAAGCUUCUCUGCACCAACUAUUUCAGGCCAAGAUGGAAGAAUUGCGUUCAGGGACACCCCAACAAUCUGACUCCAAUAGUACUGUCUCCCGUUCAAAAGUAGCUAUAUCUCCACCUGCACAUCAGCAGAUAUCUGUUGCUGUAGUUACUGAGUUUGUGCGUUGGAAUGAGGAAGCAAUCGGUAGAUGCACUUCACUAUCUUUUCAGCCUGCUACUCUUGCCAGCAACGUACGGUCAAUCUUCACUUGCUUGCUUGAUCAAGUAAGUCAGUAUACUACAGAGGGACUGGAGAGGACAAGAGAAGCUCUAAAUGAAGCUGCUGCCUUGAGGGAAAGAUUUGUGAUUGGUGCCAGUGUCAGCAAAAGGGUGGCUGCUGCAGCUGCUUCAGCAGCAGAGGCUGCUGCUGCUGCUGGUGAAAGCAGUUUCAGAUCCUUUAUGGUAGCUGUGCAGCGUGCAACUAGUAAUGUGACAGUAGUCCAACAAUAUUUUGCAAACUCCAUUUCUAGGUUACUACUACCUGUGGAUGGGGCUCAUGCUGCCUCUUGUGAAGAAAUGGCAACAGCAAUGUCCAGUGCUGAAGGUGCUGCACUGAAGGGGUUGCAACAAUGUAUUGAUACCGUGAUGGCUGAGGUAGAACGGCUUCUAGGGGCGGAGCAGAAGGCCAGUGACUAUCGUUCUCCUGAUGAUGGAAAUGCUCCUGACCAUAGGCCAACAAAUGCUUGCAUACGAGUCGUAGCAUACCUCUCCCGUGUACUGGAUGCAGCAUACACUGCCUUAGAAGGUCUCAACAAACAGGCUUUCCUCACAGAACUGGGAAAUCGCUUCCAUAAAGGGCUGCUCAAUCAUUGGCAGAAGUUCAUGUUUAAUCCCAGUGGUGGCCUUCGUUUGAAGCGUGACAUCACAGAGUAUGGGGAAUUUGUUCGUAGCUUCAAUGCGCCUGCUGUCGACGAGAAGUUUGAAUUGCUGGGCAUCAUGGCCAAUGUUUUCAUUGUCUCCCCUGAUAGCCUUGCAAGCCUGUUUGAGGGAAGCCCAAAUAUUCGGAGGGACGCUUUCAGGUUCAUUCAGUUGAGGGAAGACUUCAAGAGUGCAAAAAUUGCAUCCAGGCUGAACUCCUUGACGCUUGCAUGAGCUUGAACUGUUACUUGUGUCUCAGUUUCCAAAUAUGAAGCCAAUUGGGCUUGGUUUGGGCCGUAGCCCAUCCAUGUGACCUCUUUUCAGUAUCUAUCGUUAUUUAUUUUUGUUCCUAUGAUGGCUCUGAGAGGACAGCGAGAAGUAAUAGUAGAUACAAGGCCCGAAAAUUCUUCAAGGUGAGUGUGCCUGAGCGGCCACUGAUUUUGAAAAAAAUGGUUUGUGUAUUUUGUGUGUUUUGUAGGUGUAGUUUUCCCCAUUUGAUUUGGACGAUUUGUUUGUGGAAAGGCUAGGAGUACAAUUGAGAAUGUAACCUAUCCAACAAAAAUAGAGGAUCUGUUUAUUUCAUAUUUGCGUGAUUUGUUGA